AUGACAAACCCUGCAGGAUCGGUGCGGUACCAUAGGCAACUGCAGCAGCAGCAGCAGCAACCGCAGCAGCAAGUGCAAGCGCAGCAGCAACAACUGCAUGCGCAGCAGCAACUGCAUGCCCAGCAACUCCAUGCACAACAGCAACUGCAGCAGCAACUGUAUGCACAGCAGCAACUGCAGCAUCAGCUGUAUGCGCAGCAACAAUUGCAGCAGCAACUGCAUCCACAGCAGCAAUUGCAGCAGCAGCUGUAUGCACAGCAGCAACUGUAUGCACAGCAGCACCUGCAGCACCAGCUGCAUGCACAGAAGCAACUGCAGCAGCAGUUGCAUGCACAGAACAGCGCACAGCAGCAACUGCAGCAGAAGGAGCAUGCGCAGCACCAUCUGCAGCAGCAGCAGCAUGUGCAGCACCAGAUGCAGCUUCAGCUGCAGCAGCAGCAGCUGCUGCUGCAGCAGCAGCAGCAACUGUGGCAUCGGUGGCAACUCCAAGUGCAGCAAGCGCAGCACCUCCACAAGCAGCAACAGCAGCAGCAGCAACAGCAGCAACAGAUGCAACAGCAGCAGCACCAGCAGCAGAGUGGUAGGCGGUCAUCACAGCAGGUGCAGCAGCCGCCCGAGUCCCGCAGCAGCAGCAGCAGCAUCAGCAGCAGCAGCAGCAACAGCAGCAGCUGGUUCUCGACAGCUUUAUCGCGUACAUUGCAUCGUUUAGAGCAUGAUGCUGCUCGCAGCAGCAGCAGCAGCAGCAGCAGCAGCCAGCGGCUGCCUGGAGGCCGUGCUGCAGCAGCAGCAACAGCAGCAACAGCAGCAGCAGCAGCACUGAAUCAAUUUAACCGUUUCUUUGCUGCACGAGAAGCAAAACCCUCAGCAGCAGAUUGGCUCCUUGUACAUCGAACUCUUCUCCCCUUAACACCUGAGAGGGUUUAUGAUCUUAAGGGUUUUCCUUUCUUUCUUAGUCGUCUUAUUGAGCAUCGACCCCCUGCUGCAGUCAAUGAUCUUGCUGCUGCUGCUGCAGCAGUUGCUGCUGCUGCUGCUCGUACCCCUGCAGCACGUGCUGCACCUGCAGCAGCAGCAGCAGCAGCAGUAUUCCCACGGCCUUCAGGUGUAUGGUCACCUCUACCGCUGCAGCAGAAGCUAGCCAUCAUCGGAUGGUUGCUGCAGCUAAAGCUGCCUGUGUCUGCUGCUGCUCUGCUGUUUGAUUUGGCAUACAACGAGGCGAUAGCAGCAGCAGCAAUUCCUCAUUUUGCUGCUGCAGUCAAUGCAGCAGCAGCACUCCUCUGUAGACCAACGCCUGCUGCUGCUGCUGCUGCUGUUCCUGCUGCUUCCCAUGCUAAGCAGUUGCAUGCUGGCUCAGCUGCAUCUGCAGCAGCAGCAGCAGCCGCUGCUGCUGCAGCAGCAGAUGCAGCAGCAGGCAGCAGAGCUGAGGGACUAAGUAUUCCCGUGUCUCCCUUGCUGCCUCAAUUGGCGUUUCCCCUUGAAGGUGCUGCUGCAUCCCUGUCUGCUGCUGCUGCUGCUGCUGUCCUUCUCUGCUGCCGCUCGCGGCAGCUGUACCUGCUGCAGCUGCAGCAGCAGCUACAGCAGCAGAAGCGGCGCGCAGAGCUGUUGCCAGCAGCAGCACCAACAGCAGCAGCAGCAACAACAGCAGCAGCAGCAACAACAGCAGCAGCAGCAGCAGAUCCGUUUGUGUCUCUGCUGCAGCAGCAGCAGCCAGACACCGCAGCUGUAUGGACAGCCGUCCGUCGUCACUUCCUUGCGCCAUAUAAUAGCAACAGCAGCAGCAGGAACAGCAGCAGCCGCGGCAGCAGCAACAGCAGCAGGAUGCAGCCAUGCUGUUACCUCUCACCAUAUGUUGACGAGCAGCAGUUGCUGCUGCUGCUGCAGCAGGUAGGCCUCGAUGCUGGAUGGGCUGCUGAUGCUGCUGUUGCAACAGCAGCAGCAGCAGGUGCAGCAGCAGGGACAGGUCAAUCCAAGACAGCAACAGCAGCAGCCGCAAGAGCAGCAGCAACAGCAGAAGGGAGGAAGCGUGCUGCACCUGCACAAGGUGCUGAAUUGCUGCUGCUGCUGCAGCAGUUGUCAACGUUCCCUGUCCGUUUUGCUGCUCCCCCUGCAGCAGCUGCUGCAGCCCCUGCAGCAGCUGCUUCUGCCCCUGCAGCAGCUGCUUCUGCCCCUGCAGCAGCUGCUUCUGCCCCUGCAGCAGCUGCUGCUACCCCUGCAGCUGCUGCUGCUGCCCCUGCAGCUGCUGCAGCUACUGCUCUUGCUCCUGGUCCUGUUGCUGCUCCUGCUCCCGUUGCUACUCCUGCUGUUGCUGCUGCUGCUGCUGCUGCAGCAGCAGCAGCAACAUGGCCAAUGCCUCUUUCUCUUGAUGGCAGUUUGCUGCUGCUGGAGUGUAUAUACAGCAGAGCAGCAGAACGUCUUGCUGCUGCUACUGCAACAGAAGUGCUGCAGGCAGCAGCACAAGGUGUAGAUAUACAUCUAGCAGCCCUGAUAUCCAGCCUCCCGUCUCCCCUGUCUACCCUAAGCAGCAGCAACACCACAGCAGCAGCAAAAACAACAGCAGCAGCAGCAGCAGCAGCACUGCCCCGUUCUCCUGUCUUCGAAGUGCUGCUGCCGCUGCUGUCAGGGUCUGUAGUAGAAGCAGGGCAGCAGCAGCGGCGAACACGUCGUGCUGCUCUGCUGCUGCUUGCUGCAGCAAGAGCUGAGUUGCUGCACCCUUUUGCUGCUGCGGUAACCGGGAUGACAGCUGCAGCACCAUCUACAGCUGCAGCAGCUGCUGCAGCAGCAGCAGCAGCAGAUCGUGUUGGUGGUGCUGCUUACCCAAGACACUUUCCCUGGCAGCUAGUUGGGGGUCUUGCAUACCCUGCAGCAGGGAGUACAGCAGACACAGCAGCAGCAGCAGAAGCAGCAGCAGAAGCAGCAGCAGGACAUAAGAUUGCUUCUCUUUAUUUUAGUACACGAUCUUCUCUUUUAUUUUUUGCUAAAGUUAAUGUUGCUGCUGUUGCUGCUCGUCAUCUGCUGCGCUGCUUCGGAGACCAGCAGCAGCAACUGCAGCAGCAGCAGCAGACGCAGACGCAGCAACAGCAGCACCAACAGCAGCAGCAGCAACUGGAGUUUCAGGAAGAGACCAGUCGCAUUCUCUUCCCUCUCCUACAGCUUAUCCAUGCGCUUGAUGCUCCUGCUGCAGUGCGGCAGCAGCUAAUAGGCAUAGCGCUCUCUCGCCGCAGCUGCUGCAUGCACCUGUGGGGUCUGCAGCAGCUGCUGCUUCAACUUGCGCAGCAGCAGCAGAUGCUGCUGCAGCACCGGGAGCACCACGAGCUUCUGCACCUGAUUCGGCAGCAGCAGCAACAGCAGCAGCAGCAGCAGCAGCCUCUGUUUCUGGGGGAGACACCAUCUGCUGCAGCUGCGUUUGCUGCAGAUUUUGCUGCAACAAAACAGGCAAUAGAAGAUUCUCGCGUUCUCUUCUUGAGGUGCCUCGACAGUCUCUGCUUGCGCGCAGCCAGCCGAACCUCUACGGGCCCUGAGCAGCAGCAGCAGCAGCAGCAGCAGCACCAGCUUCUGCAGCAGCUACAGCAGCAACAGCUGCUGCUGCCGCCGCAACCUCUGAGUGCAGUAAAGCAGCAGCACAAGCAGCAGGCAUGUAUGCAGCAGCAGCAGUACGCGCUGCUGCCAGCAAUCCUUACCUCUCCUUUAGCUGCUCCUGCUGCAGCAGCAUCGCAGCCGCUGCAGCGGCUAGUCCAGGUGCUGCAGCAGCAGGCCUGCAGUAUUUUAUCUGCAGCAGCAGCAAAUGCAUCAGCAGCAGCAGCAGAAGCAUCGGCAGCAAGGGAUGCCACUGAGUCUGCUGCUGCUGCUGCACCUGAAGGCGAUUCUCGUGAGCCUUCGGAUUCUCCGCCCAACGAGGUCAGCAGCAGCAGCAACAGCAGCAGCAGCAGCAAAUCUAUUAACUCGGAGCAGCUGCCGCUGCUGCUGCAAGUGCUGUUUAGCUGUUGGAGGCGCGGCAACGCAGCAGCAGCGUUAGCAGCAGGUAGAGCUGCUGCUGCAGGAGAGCCAUGCUUGCUGCUGCAGUAUGAGAGGUCAUCCGAGCAGCAGCAGGAGCAGCAGCAGCAGGAGGACGAGGAGGAGGAGGAGGAACAGCAGCAAGUGCGGCUGCAGCAGAAGCAGCAGAAGCAGCAGCAGCAGAAGCAGAAGAAGCAGCAGCGGAGACGAAACGUUCCCGAUAUAUCCCCUCUUGUUGCUGAGCUGUAUAGACACCUCAGCCCUACUGGUGCUGCAGCAGAUGCAGCAGCAGCAGCAGCAGCAGAUGCAGCAGGAGGAGCAGCAGCUCCUCGUUGGUUAGAAGCGCUGCUGCUGCAGAUGCCCCUGGAUGCAAUCGCUACAGGCAUGGCGGCAGUUGACGAGGAGCUACAUUUGGCUGCUCAUGACGCAGCUCUAGUAAGACAGCAGCAGCAACAACAGCAGCAGCAGCAGCAGCAGCUAAGGAACAAGUGUGGGGACAUAGAUGAGUAUCAGCAGAUGCUUACUGAGGUGUACAGACACCUCAACUUGCUGCUAGAGAAAAAACUGCAGCAAGCAGCAGCAGCAGAGCUGCAGCUGCUAGCAGCAAGAUUGCCAUACCUGUCACAGCUCCCGCAGCACUUCCCGCUGCAGCAGCAGCAACAGCAGCAGGAGGAGCAGGAGCAGCACCAGGAGCUGCAGCAGCAGCAACUGCAGCAGCAGCAGCUGCUGCAGCAGGAGUCGCAGCAGCGGCAACACUUUUUCCUCUCCGCUAUUAUUGACGAAGUCAGCGCAAGGAUUGCCCGAUUAAACACAGCAGCAGCAGCAGCAGCAACAACAGAAGCAGCAGCAACAACAGAAACAGCAGCAGCAGUAACAGAAGCAGCAACAGCAGCAACAGAUGCAACAACAGAUACAGCAGCAGAGCCUAUCGAACAGGCGGCGAGAUCCACAGCACCAACAGCAGCAACGGCAACAGCGGCAACUGCAGCAGCAACAGCAGCAGAAGAGCCUGCAGCAUUAAUGUUGCUGCUGCUGCAGCUGUUGUCAGCGGCACCAGUUAGCUCCUGGUUGGCGCUGCGGCGGACAUGGGGAGCAGCAGGAGAAGCAGCAGUUUGCUGCUGCUUGAAUCAGCUGCUGCUGCUGCUGCAGCAGAUGCCUUUUGCUUCCUUUGUUAGCUGUCUUGCUGCACUCGGUCGUGUCGAUCUGCUGCAGCCGCUGCAGCCAGCUGCUGCAGCUGCAGCUGCUGCUGCUGCGCUUACGGAGAGCCCUUCAGGGGAGCAGCAGCAGCCGACACUCCAGCAGGAACUGCAGCAGCAGCAGCAGCAUUUAAUGUAUUUGCUGCCAGGUUCUGCACUGCAGCAGACAGCAAACGGAGAAGCAGGCAGCAGCAGCAAAGCAGCAGCAGAAGCAGCAAGUGCUGCAGCAGCAGCUGCGGCUCAUCAUGUCAUAAGACAUGCGGUGUUGGAGAGUUGGUGUAAUCGUUCUUCUUCUGAUUUAUUUCAUGGGGCAACGGCAUACAGACUAGCCAACUCAUGGAAGGCGCUGCAGACCGGUGCAUUGAAAGGCAUAGGGAAUACGCUGGCGAGGAACUUUCCUGCUGCUGCUGCUGCACUGCAGCGCCUAGUGGAGCAGCAGCAGCAGGCCAGAGCCUGCAACGGCAGCAGCAACAGCAGCAGCAACAACAGCAGCAACAGCAGCAAAACCUUUGCCAGCAGCAGCGAAGCCAUGCACGCAGUUGCAUGGGCAGCUGUACAGGCGCCCCUGCUGCAGUUGCUGCAGCAAGCUGCUGCUGCUGCUGCUGCUGCUGCUGCUGCACCUUUCUCCUUGGAGGAGAUGCAGCCGUUUGGGGAUAUCGGUGCUGCAGUUGUGCUGCCCUCUAAAGGCCUCGUUAUUGCUCUUGCUGCACCAGGAAGUGCAGCAGCAGCAGUAGAGGCAGCAACAGGAGGAGCAGCAGCAGCAACGCAUGCAGCAGCAGGGCAUUUAAUUACAGAUUUAGUUGCUGCUGCGCCAUUGGCCCCCCUUCUCUUUGAGGACCAGCAGCAGAAAGUGCAGCAGCAGAAGAAUCACCAACAACAACAGCAGCAGCAGCAAGCACAGCAGCAGUUGUUGCUGGCUGUAUUAGGAGGGCAGCAGCAGCAGCUACCAUCUCUUGCUGCUGAUUUGCGGUGUAUAUACACCCUAAAUAAACUUAGUGCAGCAGCAAAGAAACAGAACCUUAGGUUGCUACUCGUCGACCCAGCAGACCCGCAGACCGCCCAACAGCAAAUUCUUCAAGCCCUUAAUUAG
Molecule: messenger RNA, 6273 nt
Organism: Eimeria maxima
Lineage: Eukaryota; Apicomplexa; Conoidasida; Eucoccidiorida; Eimeriidae
Exons: 13
Coding region: 1-6273 (2090 amino acids)
Source: RefSeq, a predicted model, not a curated record